This is a messenger RNA of Pungitius pungitius (ninespine stickleback), 2124 nucleotides long. It is a transcript of the gene dram1, whose product is annotated as DNA-damage regulated autophagy modulator 1. The transcript has 7 exons. NCBI's taxonomy places the organism in Eukaryota, Metazoa, Chordata, Actinopteri, Perciformes, Gasterosteidae. The coding region runs from base 144 to 854 and encodes 236 amino acids. Gene Ontology annotation, cellular component: lysosome. The record is from RefSeq and is a predicted model, not a curated record. Gene Ontology annotation, biological process: regulation of autophagy.
GCUCCCUCUCCUCCUCCUCCUCCUCCUCCUCCUCCUCCUCCUCGCUCCACCAUGUGACCGACUCCACAGCUGACCCCGGACCAGCGUGUUGCGAGCAGCGCUUCCGCCACUCGGUGUGCGAGCGUCCCGCGCGGGUUUCGGACAUGUUUUGGUUCCAGCAAGGACUGUGCUUUCUGCCCGCGUUCCUGGUCGUCUGGUCCUCCGCCACUUUCAUCGUGUCCUACCUCAUCGCGCUCUUCAGACAUGAUGUCGAUGUAAUCUUUCCAUACAUAAGUGACACGGGCGCGAACCCCCCGGAGAGCUGCAUCUUCGGCCUGAUGACGUUCGUGUCUGCGUGCGCAGGAACCCUCACCGUCUACGCCCGCUACAAGUUGGUGGAGAAGCUGGGCGGCGACAGCGUGGCUGUGGACGCUUGCCUCAAUAAGACGGCCUUGGUGCUGGGGAUGUCCUCCUGCCUGGGCAUGUGCGUCGUCGCCACCUUCCAGGAGACGACAGUGACGGAGGUCCACGACGCCGGAGCGCUGCUGUUCUUCGUCCCGGGCGUGUCCUACACCGCCCUGCAGUCCGUCCUGUCCUACCGGGCCCGUCUGGCCGGCUCCUCGGCGGCCGUGUGCCGGGCGCGGUCGGGCAUCGCCGCCCUCGCCGCCGUGGCCCUUUUCCCCACGGUCAUCUGUGCGUUCUUUGUGACACAGACCACCCUGCACAGAGACGCAGGGGACGAGGACUAUCCCUUCCACGUCGCCAGCGCCGUGUGCGAGUGGAUCGUCGCCUUCAGCUUCAUCUGCUUCUUCCUCACGUACAUCGACGAGUUCAAGCUGUUCACCUUACGAGUGAAGGCGGAAUUGAAGGAGUAGCCGGCGACAUCCGUGUCUUCAAAGUAAAAAAAAAAAGUGUUGUCUUUUGUUGUUGUGAAGCUUUUUUGCAUUUUGUACAUUUGCAUUUUAUACAACGUUGUGCUUUGCAUUCCCUGACUGAGUUUAUUUAGUUCAUUUUGGAUCACAGCCCAGUCUUUAUACUUGUUUUUUGUUUUUUUUAUACGAUGUCUAAUCAUUCAUUACAAGUGCACUUAUUACCGCCUCUGCUCGAAAACGUCACGUUGCACUUUGCUCUCGACUCGCCAAACCCGCGUGUCGCCGCCCCCGCCGCGGCCCGUCGGGCCCGUGACGAGCGAUAAGAGAAGUUCAUCGGGGAGCCAACUGCACAUGUGGUCUGCGGGGCAAACCUCUCACACAGAUGUUCGGUGAGUGCGCACUGAUGCAAUCUGGGAAUAACCUGACAACAAACCCAGCUCAAAGGCUGCCGACAGUUACUUCACCAAAGUCUCUUUUUUAUCAUCCACUCGUCUGGCGGCGGUUCCGCUUGCUUUAAGCUCAGCUGCUCACGGGCCUCAGUGGUUCUCUGCGGGUUCUACCGUGCAGCUCUACAUGUAUGUGUAUAUUUGCUGGUGUCUUCAGCCCGAAGGCAGCUUGGGAUUUUGGGCCCCUGCAUUAGUUCGCUCGGCGACGAAGGCCAGGAGAAACUUACUGUAACCAAUCAAACUUGAAUGGAAGCUCAUGAGAAGUUCUGUGGGAGCUUCGAGGCGGUUCAAAAAAAAAACGCCCUCGUUUCUCGACUUCUUCUUUCAUGUUGAGGGGCGUCAUGAGGCGGACAGGAAAUGUAAUUUCACACAUGAAAUGAAACCGUCUCAACAUUUUUGAGUAACGCAAAUGUAAAUCUGUAUCUUUUUAACGUUUCACAAUAGAUCUCCGGACAGAUUGAAGUGACUUAUGAAAUAAAUCAAGGGGACUUGAAACAGUUUGAGGCUGUGAAAGAUGUUUGUUUGUCACAAAAGAUCACGUUUCAGUAUCAGCUGAUAUUUUAACCGGCCAGUACUUUUGCAACAUCUCUUUUUAGGUAAACGGUGAAUACGGGACCAACAAAGUGUUUCAAAGGGAAACGCUGUGCCUUAAUGGUGGUCACAUGACCCGGGUUAUUAACGCGUCCACUACAGAGUGUGUAUGUACAAAGGGAGAAUUGUCUGGAUACUGUAUUUCAAACUGUUUUGCUUGUGCCACGUAAUGUACCGCACAUGGAAAAUAAAGAGAAUUUUUUAAUCUGAAACAAAUUGUUUGAGUUUAUUACGGA